AAUCUGCCGCCAGGUCCUGGGGCUGCUGCGAGUCUCCUCUUUCGCCUCCUGACCGCUUCCACCACGGUGGGCACUGUCUGAGCAUUUUGGCUACUUCCCUCUUUAUUCCCUACACCUCCCACUCCCGCUGUGUCACCACCAGUCGCGGCGCCUCCCGCCUCCGCUCUGUCUCUUUAAGCCGGUCCCGCCGCCGCGCCCCUCCUUCACCCGGUUGCCUCCGCUGCUCCUCACGCCUCUCCCGCUCCUCCUCCCGCUCCUCCUCCUCCUCCUCGGCUCCUCGGUGCCUCCGCCGGCCCCGCAGCGCGCUCGCUCCUCCAGCUCCACAGACCGCAGCCAUGGCCGACAUCAAGACCGGAAUCUUCGCCAAGAACGUGCAGAAGCGGCUCAACCGCGCGCAGGAGAAGGUCCUCCAGAAGCUGGGAAAAGCUGAUGAGACAAAAGAUGAACAGUUUGAAGAAUAUGUCCAGAACUUCAAACGGCAGGAGGCGGAAGGCACCAGACUUCAGCGAGAGCUCCGAGGGUAUUUAGCAGCAAUCAAAGGCAUGCAGGAGGCCUCGAUGAAGCUCACUGAGUCACUUCAUGAAGUCUACGAGCCAGAUUGGUAUGGACGGGAAGAUGUGAAAAUGGUUGGUGAGAAAUGUGAUGUGUUAUGGGAAGAUUUCCAUCAAAAACUAGUAGAUGGGUCCUUGCUGACACUGGACACCUACCUGGGCCAAUUUCCUGACAUAAAGAAUCGCAUCGCCAAGCGCAGCAGGAAGUUGGUGGACUACGAUAGCGCCCGCCAUCACCUGGAGGCUUUGCAGAGUUCCAAGAGGAAGGAUGAGAGCCGCAUCUCCAAGGCAGAAGAGGAAUUUCAAAAAGCACAGAAAGUUUUUGAGGAGUUUAAUGUCGAUUUACAAGAAGAGUUGCCAUCGUUAUGGUCAAGACGAGUUGGAUUUUAUGUCAACACUUUCAAAAACGUCUCUAGCCUUGAAGCCAAGUUUCACAAGGAAAUUGCGGUGCUUUGCCACAAGCUGUAUGAAGUGAUGACGAAACUGGGUGACCAGCAUGCUGACAAGGCCUUCACCAUUCAAGGAGCCCCCAGUGAUUCAGGUCCUCUCCGCAUUGCAAAGACACCAUCACCCCCGGAGGAGGCUUCACCCCUACCCAGCCCAACAGCCAGCCCCAACCACGCACUAGCUCCUGCGUCUCCUGCCCCAGUGCGGCCCAGGUCACCUUCACAGACCAGGAAAGGACCUCCUGUCCCACCUCUGCCUAAAGUCACCCCGACAAAGGAGCUGCAGCGAGAGAACAUCAUCAAUUUCUUUGAGGACAACUUUGUUCCAGAAAUCAACGUGACAACACCUUCCCAGAAUGAAGUCAUGGAGGUGAAGAAGGAGGAGACAUUGCUGGAUCUGGACUUUGACCCUUUCAAGCCUGAGGUGACUCCUGCAGGUUCUGCUGGGGUGAGCCACUCACCCAUGUCCCAGACAUUGCCUUGGGACUUAUGGACGACAACUACUGAUUUGGUACAGCCGGCUCCUGGAGGUUCAUUUGAUGGAUUUACCCAGCCCCAGGACACUACAUUAUUCACUAUGCAGGCAGAUCAGAAUGUUUUGAGCAGCUUGGCUGAAACUGAACCAGCUCCGUCCACAGAGCCACAAGCAGAAGAGCCACCUGUCAGUACUGCUGCACCUGCUUCUGGGCUGGACCUUGGACUAGAAACAGAGGAGUCAAAGGAGGAGGCAGUGGUGCCACCAGGAACUGAAGCCGAUGUGGGAACCUCAGUGUCAGUCGAAGGGGGGGCAGUGGAAGAAGCAGAGGCAGAGAAGGCAGCCCUCCCUGCUGCAGAAGGAGAAAGUCUAGAGGAGGCCAAAGUGGAUACCGAAGGCACUGAAGUUGCAGACAGUGGGAGUCCACAGCCAGCAGAGACUGAGGCAGCUGCACCUCAGGAGAAGGUCAUCCCUUCUGUGGUCAUUGAGCCGGCCUCCAACAAUGAAGGGGAGGGAGAACACCACGAAACCACUGUGGGUGCCGAGGUGAAGGAGGCCACUGAGGACGUGGCUCCUCCGGGCCCUGCGGGUGAGACGCAGGAGACGGCUGCAGAGCCGACGCCCUUGGACUCUCAGGCUGCGACCCCUGUGCCAGUGGCUGCUGUGGAUCCCUCAGCAUCGGCAGGAGAUGCAGCUCAGGAAGUGCCUCCUGGAUUUCUCUACAAGGUGGAAACACUUCAUGAUUUUGAGGCAGCAAAUUCUGAUGAACUUACCCUACAAAGGGGUGACGUGGUGCUUGUGGUCCCCUCAGAUUCAGAAGCUGACCAGGAUGCAGGUUGGCUGGUUGGUGUGAAGGAGUCAGACUGGCUUCAGUACAGAGACCUGGCCACCUACAAAGGUCUCUUUCCAGAGAACUUCACCCGACGCCUGGAGUAGGGCUACAAGUUUUGCAGAAGAUUUCCAUGAGUGGGUUUUAAACCUUUGUGAAUCUGGGAGCGCUCACUUUUGCUGUUAUACUCUUAAUGAUUUAUAGACUGAUGCCAGACAGAGCCUGGAAGACUUAUCAGUAGAGCAUGUACACAAACAGUGUAAGAGGAGGGGAGGGAAAGCAAAUGAAGGAAAAAGUCCUUACUUUGUUCCCUGUAUUCAGUAGCAGGUCUGUUUGUGCUUUGUCUAAACUGUGGACACUGAUACUUGAUUCCCCUUCCACCAGUUCUAAAGUAGCUUUCUCCAGACUGACCUUAAUUCCUCUGCAUCAAGUGUGUGGUAUUGAGUGGCUGCCCUACAGAAGACGUGAGGAGUUGUCCUGUAGUACGGCAUCAUCUGACUCCCUUGCCCAACGUGCUCUCGCUCCCUUUCAAGUUUACUGUGUUAAAACUAAACAGUUGCAAACGUUUUCAACAGUCUUUUCCAACACACUUCUACAUACAUAUCUAUGGACACAUAGUCCCACAAGCUAGUUCCCAUGACCGCUGGAUCUAUGUGUAUGCAGAUGGCUACAUAUACAUAGCUGCUUCUUUUCCUUACCACUGUAGCUCUUUGCCUCUUGAGUGUCAUUGAUACAUGCAUUGCUCUUAUUCUGUCUGGCAUUACAGUACAGUUUUGCCUCAGGGCAAAACCAGUCAUCCCAUUGCCAAAAGAGUUGACAGUAUCUGUGUGUGUCGUGUACAGUUUUCAGGAUGAGAUAACAAAUUGCACGGCUAAGCUGCUGCCCCUUUGGAGAGAACAGGACCUGAUUGUACAGCUGUUCAACUGCUGUGGCAGAGGAAGGCUAGUCCUGGACCAGCAGCUAUGCAGUCUUCACCUCUGCCUUUAUGUGAUUGGCUAGAUGGUGGGGCGUAUUAAUCUACCCCAAAAGAACCUAUUUAAAAAGCUCCUAUAUACUUCCACACUAUAUUUAUGCAACUCAUUUUCACAGAUCAUCCUACAAUGAACUAGGUGAUGUAUGCUGUACCACAAAUCAUCUGUAACCGUUAUGUUCUCAGUGCUGUGUCAUUCCAAAUAAACCUUUGGUAAUCUCCAAGUUA
Molecule: messenger RNA, 3499 nt
Organism: Nannospalax galili (Upper Galilee mountains blind mole rat)
Lineage: Eukaryota; Metazoa; Chordata; Mammalia; Rodentia; Spalacidae
Gene: Amph
Product: amphiphysin
Exons: 21
Coding region: 336-2408 (690 amino acids)
Biological process (GO): synaptic vesicle endocytosis
Cellular component (GO): synaptic vesicle; cytoplasm; plasma membrane
Molecular function (GO): phospholipid binding; protein binding
Source: RefSeq, a predicted model, not a curated record